AUGUCAGCUGCUGAAACUAAUCAAGUUCAAGAAUCAUUGGAGAAGUUGAACCUUGAUUCAACGUCCACUCCUGCUGCUGCUGCUGCUGCUGCUGCUGCUGCUGCCGGUGGUGAGGGUGCAGCACCAGCUUCCACUGCUGCUGACUCUGAGACUGUCGCUUCGACAGUCCCUGAAGCGUCGGCUGAGGAGCAAGGCGAGUCCAGCGGCGUUGCCGAGAACUCGGCCUCGUUGUAUGUUGGUGAGUUGAACCCAUCAGUUAACGAAGCAACGCUUUUUGAGAUUUUUUCACCAAUCGGUCAAGUUGCCUCCAUCAGAGUGUGCCGUGAUGCCGUCUCCAAGAAGUCCUUGGGCUACGCUUACGUCAACUACCACAAGUUGGAAGACGGAGAAAAGGCUAUCGAGGAGUUGAACUACACUCCCAUUGAAAACAGACCCUGUCGUAUCAUGUGGUCGCAAAGAGACCCAUCGACUAGAAGGUCGGGUGACGGUAACAUUUUCAUCAAGAACUUGCACCCGGCUAUCGACAACAAGGCCUUGCACGACACAUUCUCCGCUUUUGGCAGAAUCUUGUCUGUUAAAGUUGCCACCGACGACCUUGGCCAGUCGAAAUGUUUUGGUUUCGUUCACUACGAGACGGGUGAAGCUGCCGAGGCUGCCAUUGAGAGUGUCAACGGGAUGUUGUUGAAUGACCGUGAAGUGUUUGUUGGCAAGCACGUGUCAAAGAAGGACCGUGAGUCCAAGCUCGAGGAAAUGAAGGCCAACUACACCAACAUCUACGUCAAGAACAUUGACUUGGCUUUCUCCGAGAAGGAAUUUGAAGAUUUGUUUGCUCCAUUUGGUAAGAUCACCUCCAUCUACUUGGAGAAGGACCAAGAGGGCAAUUCCAAGGGAUUCGGUUUCGUUAACUUUGAAGAGCACGGAGCUGCUGCUCAAGCUGUUGAAGAAUUGAACGACAAGGAAAUCAACGGCCAAAAAAUAUACGUCGGUAGAGCUCAAAAGAAGAGAGAAAGAACCGAGGAGUUGAAGAAACAGUACGAGGCUGCGAGAUUAGAGAAAUUGUCCAAAUAUCAAGGCGUCAACUUGUUUGUCAAGAACUUGGAUGAUCAAAUCGACUCUGAGAAAUUGGAAGAAGAAUUUAAGCCAUUUGGUACAAUCACCUCCUCGAGAGUUAUGGUUGACGAGAAUGGCAAAUCCAAGGGAUUUGGUUUCGUGUGCUUUAGCACUCCAGAAGAAGCCACCAAGGCUAUCACCGAAAUGAACCAGAGAAUGGUUAGCGGUAAGCCCUUGUACGUUGCCUUGGCCCAACGUAAGGAUGUCAGACGUUCGCAAUUGGAGCAGCAGAUUCAAGCUAGAAACCAAAUGAGAAUGCAAAAUGCUGCUGCUGGUGGAUUGCCCGGCCAAUUUAUCCCACCAAUGUUUUACGGUCAACAAGGUUUCUUCCCUCCAAACGGCAGAGGCAACGCACCAUUCCCAGGCCCAAACCCUCAGAUGAUGAUGAGAGGCAGAGGUCAACCCUUCCCAGACCAAUGGGCCAGACCAGGUCCAAAUGGCCAACCGGUUCCAGUUUACAGUAUCCCACCGCAAUUCCAGGACUUUAACGGUCAAAACAUGAGACCUCAACAACAACAGCAGCAGCAACAACACCAACAACAACAACACCAACAACAAGAGCAGCAGCAGCAGCAAAGAGGUUACUACCCUAACCGUGGAGUUGGAAACAAGGUCUCAGCUAAGGAUUUGGCUGCUUUGAUUUCAAGUGUACCACCAGAAGCGCAAAAGAGAAUUUUGGGCGAGGAAUUGUACCAAAGAAUAGUUGCCACUGGUAAAGCUCAGGAACCAGAAGCUGCAGGUAAGAUUACUGGUAUGAUGUUGGGAUUGGAGAACCAAGAAAUCUUGGACUUGUUGGACGACGAUGAACUUUUCAAUAACCAUUUCGAAGAGGCCUUGACUGCAUUUGAGGAGUACAAGAACUCCGAAGGUGCUGCUGCUGCCGCCGCCGCUGAAGAACCAUUGGCUUCAUAA
Messenger RNA from Lodderomyces beijingensis, 2022 nucleotides. NCBI's taxonomy places the organism in Eukaryota, Fungi, Ascomycota, Pichiomycetes, Serinales, Debaryomycetaceae. The record is from the annotation of a GenBank genome assembly.